Messenger RNA from Purpureocillium lilacinum, 2301 nucleotides. RefSeq lists its product as uncharacterized. The record is from RefSeq and is a predicted model, not a curated record. Gene Ontology annotation, cellular component: SCF ubiquitin ligase complex. Gene Ontology annotation, molecular function: protein-macromolecule adaptor activity; ubiquitin protein ligase binding. Lineage: Eukaryota; Fungi; Ascomycota; Sordariomycetes; Hypocreales; Ophiocordycipitaceae. Gene Ontology annotation, biological process: protein ubiquitination; SCF-dependent proteasomal ubiquitin-dependent protein catabolic process.
AUGGCUCCCGGCCAGCAGAUGCCUCCGGUUCCCAACCGCGAGGACAUUGGUGCUACUUGGAAUUACCUACAGGCCGGCAUCACGCGCAUCAUGAAUGACCUCGAGCAGGGCAUCGACAUGCAAAUGUACAUGGGAGUCUACACUGCCGUUCACAACUUUUGCACGUCUCAAAAAGCGGUUGGCCUGAGUGGUCCUGCCAUGCACUCCAACCAUCGCGGAGCGCACCUUCUCGGCGAGGAGCUCUACAACAAUCUCAUCAGCUACCUGCAAGCCCAUCUCAAGACGCUCGUCGAAGAGUCCAAAUCGCACACCGAGGAAGCGCUUCUCACGUACUACAUCAGAGAGUGGAACCGCUACACGACGGCUGCGAAAUACAUACACCACCUCUUCAGAUAUCUCAAUCGCCACUGGGUGAAGCGCGAGAUCGACGAAGGGAAGAAGAACAUCUACGAUGUAUACACACUACACCUCGUUCAGUGGCGCAAGGUCCUGUUUGAGCAGGUCUCGGCCAAGGUCAUGGACGCUGUCCUGAAGCUUGUCGAGAAGCAAAGAAAUGGCGAGACCAUCGAGCACAGCCAGAUCAAACAAGUGGUGGACUCGUUUGUGUCCCUGGGACUCGACGAGGCCGAUCCCUCCAAGUCAACCCUCGACGUCUAUCGCUACCACUUCGAGCGGCCCUUCCUGGCAGCAACUAAGGAGUUUUACCAGGCAGAGUCCAAGCAGUUUGUCGCAGAGAACAGCGUCGUCGAGUACAUGAAGAAGGCGGAGACUCGGCUGGCCGAAGAGGAAGAGAGGGUCAGCAUGUAUCUGCACCAGGACAUUGCCGUUCCCCUCAAGAAGUGCUGCAACAUGGCUCUCAUCGCGGACCACUCGACACUCCUGCGUGAGGAGUUUCAGGUUCUACUCGACACUGACCGCGAGGAGGACAUGGCUCGCAUGUACAAUCUCCUGUCUCGCAUCCCUGACGGCCUCGAACCUUUGAGAACGAAGUUUGAGACUCAUGUGCGGAAGGCUGGCCUUGCCGCCGUCCAGAAGGUGCAGUCCUCCGAGGGGGACAAACUCGAGCCCAAGGUGUACGUCGAUGCGCUCCUCGAGGUCCACAGCCAGUACCAGCUGCUGGUGAAGAAGGCUUUCAACGACGAGGCCGAGUUCACCCGGUCGUUGGACAACGCCUGCAGAGAAUUCGUGAACCGCAACGAGGUCUGCAAGUCGGCCUCGAGCAAGUCGCCAGAGCUUCUGGCCAAAUACACGGAUGUGCUGCUUCGCAAGAGCAGUACGAGCAUCGAGGAGGCCGACCUCGAGCGGACCCUGAGCCAAAUCAUGAUCGUCUUCAGAUACAUUGAGGACAAGGACGUCUUCCAGAAGUUUUAUUCGCGCAUGCUGGCGAGGCGUCUAGUGCACAGCAAUUCGUCCUCGGACGACGCCGAGACGAGCAUGAUCAGCAAAUUAAAGGAGGCAUGCGGUUUCGAGUACACAAACAAGUUGCAGCGCAUGUUCCAAGACAUGCAAAUCUCCAAGGAUUUGAACAAGGAGUUUGGCGAGCACCUCGCAAGCGUCGGCUCCGUGAGCGGUGUCGAUUCGACCUUUUCGAUUCUCGGCACGGGUUUCUGGCCCCUUACGCCACCGAGCACCCAUUUCCACCCGCCGGCGGAGAUUUCCACAGAGAUUGAGCGUUUCGCACGCUUUUACAAGCACAAGCACGAUGGCCGCAAGCUGACUUGGCUAUGGCACCUGUGCAAGGGGGAGAUUCGCACCGGGUACUGCAAGAGCAGCAAGACCCCAUUCACGUUCCAGGUGUCCAUUUAUCAAAUGGCUAUCCUCCUUCUCUUCAACGAGAAGGACUCAUACACCUAUGAGGACAUGCUCAGUGCGACCCAGCUGAGCAAUGAAGUGCUGGACCAAGCCUUGGCUGUCAUCCUCAAGGCCAAGGUGCUUCUCAUGUCUGGUGGCUCCGGUGACAAGCCCGGUCCGGGCAAGGCGUUCAGCCUCAACUACGACUUCAAGAACAAGAAGAUUCGGGUCAACCUGAACCUCGGAGGCGUCAAGGAGACUAAGCAAGAGGAAGCGGAAACGAACAAGACGAUCGAGGAAGACCGCAAGCUGGUCCUUCAGUCCGCGAUUGUUCGCAUCAUGAAAGCGCGAAAGAAGAUGAAGCACACGCAGCUGGUGAGCGAGACCAUCAACCAGAUCCGGUCUCGAUUUGUGCCCAAGGUUGGGGACAUCAAGAAGUGCAUAGAGAUUCUUCUCGACAAAGAAUACCUGGAGCGACUGGAGGAUGACGAGUUGGGCUACCUCGCGUAG